Molecule: messenger RNA, 240 nt
Organism: Cooperia oncophora
Lineage: Eukaryota; Metazoa; Nematoda; Chromadorea; Rhabditida; Trichostrongylidae
Source: the annotation of a GenBank genome assembly
AUGUUCUUGUGGAGUGUUUCAUAUGUAAUGGUUAUAAUAAUCCUGCUAAUACUGCCAUUUACGGAAUGUUUAGAGAAAUAUGGAAAACAAAUUAGGUUGUCAACGUCCACCUACGACUACAAAAGGUGGUAUGACGAGAAUCGACGGCACAGCUCUGAGCUGAAAGCUAGGCCUGACGAUAGGUAUAAUGUACAGUUACGAAGAAGUCUAGGUAGGUGCUCGGGUUUUCCAAUACCUUGA